AUGCCAUCUCAAAGCAAAAGACCAAUUCGGAUCGCAGGAGCAUCCGGCUCUGCAUCCGACCGCCGUCAUGCAAUGGCAGAGUUCGCCCGGAAUUACCCCAAAGACCCUGUGGAUGUCAUCAUCUCGGAUUAUAUGAGUGAAUACAACAUGGCGGUGGCUGCGGCCCGGCGCGUCGACCAGGCGAACACAACGCCCACGGAGACCAGCGCGAUCAAUGGUCCGGCAGCCCCCGCGUACGAGCCUUCAUUUCUGGAAGCCCUUGAGCCGGCACUGGAGGACCUGGCGAGGUAUAAAAUAAAGAUCGCGGUCAAUGCUGGUGUGACGGACACCAAGUCUUUAUACGAUGUGGUCGUAGAAAUGGUCAGGAAAGCAGGGCUGGAUCUAAAGGUCGCAUGGAUCUCCGGUGACGAAGUCCUUCCUGCCAUCAAAGAGGCCUUGGCCUCUGGUGAAUCAACUUUCAAGAAUAUCUACACUGGGGAGACCUUGGACAAGUGGGCUUUCGAGCCCAUCUAUGCUCAGUGCUACCUCGGCGGUUUGGGAAUCGCCGCCGCGUUUUCCAAAGGGGCUGAUAUCGUCCUCUGUGGCCGCGUUUCUGAUGCUUCCCCAGUCAUCGGUGCGGCCUACUGGUGGCAUGGCUGGUCCAGAUCUGACUUGGACAAGCUUGCAAACGCUUUUGUGGCGGGCCAUCUCAUCGAAUGCAGCAAUUAUGUCUGUGGAGGUAAUUUCACUGGCUUCAAGGGGCUGGAAAAUGCAGGGGGAGACGGCUGGACCAAUAUCGGCUAUCCCAUUGCUGAAAUUUCGGCCGAAGGGCAGGUAGUCAUCACGAAACAGUCGUAUUCCACCGGCGGAGCUGUCACUAUUGAUACCUGCUCUUCUCAACUGCUCUAUGAGAUCCAAGGGCCAAUAUAUUUCAAUUCAGAUGUCACCGCUAUCCUGUCUGAUAUCCAUUUUGAGCAGAUAGGCCUCAAUCGGGUGGCCGUCAAAGGCGUCAAGGCCGCGCCCCCGCCGCCGACCACAAAAGUAGGCCUCACAGCUAGAGGAGGGUAUCAAGCAGAGGUUACCUGGUUCAUGGUGGGCUUGGAUAUUCCCGCAAAAGCAAGAAUGCUUGAAGCGCAGAUUCGGCGGCUGCUUGCCCCUUAUUCCAAGAAUUAUACCCUUCUUAAAUUCUCCGUUUUAGGCUCUUGCCCGGAUGAUCCACUGGACCAAAACAGCGCAACAGCCACGGUCCGUAUCCUCGCGCAGGCCCCCCGUGCUGACCAUCUUGCACCAACAAAAUUCCUACGCCAAAUCCUUGACAACAUCAUGCAAGGCUACCCUGGCGCAACAUUCAACCUGGAUAUCCGUGCAGGUUUCCCCAAACCCGUUUUCGAAUACUAUGUUACUCUUCUCCCGCAAUCACGCGUGCAGCACCAAGCACAUCUGCCAUGGCUCAACACGAAACCAGAAUCUGGCCAGCCCGGCAACCCACACAGUCGGUAA
This is a messenger RNA of Uncinocarpus reesii 1704, 1479 nucleotides long. RefSeq lists its product as uncharacterized. Bases 1 to 1479 code for a protein of 492 amino acids. The transcript is spliced from 4 exons. The record is from RefSeq and is a predicted model, not a curated record. Lineage: Eukaryota; Fungi; Ascomycota; Eurotiomycetes; Onygenales; Onygenaceae.